UUUCUGUUCCCGCUCUGUCUCUGCUCUAAGAUCGGAACGGAACUUACAUCUCUUUCAUUCAUUCUUUCUUUCCUUUUUCUUUCCAUUUUUCCUCAAUUCAAUUCAAUUCAUUCAUUUUUCUCAACCUGUUUGACCCUGUCUGGACUCUGUUCCUCCAAUUACUCCCUAUCGGAUCUUCGGAGUUGAUCAUGACCGUCCCUGCUUCCGGUUUUAUCAUGGAAAGCGACGGAUCAAACUGCCUGCCACUCCCCCCAGAUGUGGAGAAUCGGAUCGUCUCCGACCUUCUGAAGGAAUCCGAGUCUAAUUUGAAAGAAGGCAAUCUCCACUAUGUUGUUUCUAAUCGGUGGUUUAGAAGAUGGCAAUUAUAUGUCGGACAGCCUACUGAAGAAUUUUUUAGCAAAGAUCAGUCCUCUGAUUCCCCACACUUGAAUGUGUCUCCGUUCAACAUUCUAAGACCCGGUCCUAUUGAUAAUUCAGAUAUAAUCAUUAACGGAGGAGAUUCUGAGAAUAACGAGUUGGAGAUAGAAAGAUUUUUGGUGGAACGACGGGAUUAUGUUUUGGUGCCCGGUGAAGUUUGGGAGAAACUUUAUGAUUGGUAUAAAGGAGGACCACCGUUACCAAGAAAGUUGAUAUCCCAAGGUGUCACUCAAAAAAAUUUUUAUGUGGAGGUUUAUCUACUUUGUCUAAAAUUGAUUGAUUCCAGGGAUGGAAGUGAAUCUACCAUACGAUUGAGCAAGAAGGCCACCAUAUCUGAUCUUCGUGAGAAGGUGUUUGCACUUAAAGGAGUAGAGCAAAAAGAGGCGUGUAUAUGGGACUACUUCAACAAAUGGAAACAAUCAGUAUUGGAUGGGACGAGCCAAACCCUUGAAGAACUAAACUUGCAGAUGGAUCAACAUAUCCUCCUUGAAGUUGAUGGAACUACUCUUCAGACCGGUAUGGAUGCCACUCAAAACGAGCUAGCUUUGGUAGCCCUUGAACCUUCAUGGUCACCUUUGUCAAUUGCAGGGGGUGCAGUGAUGUCAAGUGGACAUUCAUCCAGUUAUGGUAAUCAGGGAAGUUCUUUCAGCACAUCAGUUUCUGACAUGGAUGAUAGAAAUGACGUUAGUAGUAUUGUAAAGAACAGAGGGAGGGGUGGUUUGAUAGGGUUGCAGAAUUUAGGAAAUACAUGUUUCAUGAAUAGUGCCCUUCAAUGCUUAGUUCAUACGCCACCCUUUGUAGAAUAUUUUUUACAAGAUUAUUCUGAAGAGAUCAACUCCGACAAUCCUUUGGGAAUGCACGGAGUGUUUGCCCUUGCUUUUGGUGAAUUGUUGAGGAAAUUAUGGUUGCCAGGACAAAGCUCAAUUGCACCACGUGCAUUUAAGGGAAACUUAGCUCGUUUUGCUCCCCAGUUCAGUGGUUAUAACCAGCACGAUUCCCAAGAACUUCUUGCAUUCUUACUGGAUGGUCUGCAUGAAGAUUUGAAUCGUGUUAAGAGGAAACCUUAUUUUGAAACAAAGGCUUCUGAUGGUCGUCCAGAUGUAGAAGUUGCGGACGAGUGUUGGAGAUACCAUAAAGCUCGAAAUGAUUCUAUAAUUGUGGAUGUUUGUCAAGGUCAAUAUAAGUCAACAUUGGUUUGUCCAGUUUGUAGAAAGAUUUCCAUUACUUUUGAUCCAUUUAUGUAUUUGUCAUUGCCGCUACCUUCAACUGUCACCCGCAGUGUGACAGUGAGUGUGUUCUAUGGUGACGGUAGUGGUCUUCCAAUGCCAUACACUGUGACAGUACAAAGACAUGGUUGCACCAAGGAUCUCACCCUUGCAUUGGCUACAGCGUGCUGCUUGAAGAGUGAUGAAGAUCUUCUGCUUGUAGAGGUUUAUGAUCACAAGAUUUACCGAUAUUUUGAUAACCCUCUUGAAUUUUUGGCCUCAAUUAAAGAUGAAGAGUAUCUAGUUGCCUUUCGCCUUCCAAAAAGGGAAUCUGGAAGACCAAAGCUAGAGAUCAUUCACAGAUCGGUGGAAAAAUACUCAACAGACCAUUCGAAGGGCUUGGAGAGAAAGCUUUUCGGAACUCCUUUAGUCACAUAUUUGGGAGAAGAGUUCCAUAGUGGAGCUGACAUAAAUGCAGCUGUGUCUAAGAUCCUCUUUCCCUUGAGAAGAACAUACUCUUCAACUGUAUCUCAUAGUAGCAAAGAAAAUGACUUUGUUUUUGAAAUUAAUGAUGAACCAGCCAACUGCAGUCCUCGGUCUGGUUCUAGGAGCCAGUCAAUGGACAAUGAAGUAAAGGAGACAUCUGAAAAAGAGUUAUUCUUUCAACUUCUUUUAACCGAUGCUAGCGGUGUGAGCUGCAAGCCAAUUGGUAAGGAUUCUGCUAUAAAACAUGGUCCACUUAUAAAGGUUUUCUUGGAUUGGACCGACAGAGAACGUAAACUAUAUGACGUGGGCUACAUCGAGGAUUUUCCUCCUGUUCACCAGACAAGGUUCAUGAAGAAAACACGGCAGGAAGCAACCUCUUUAUUUUCAUGCUUGGAAGCAUUCCUGACUGAAGAACCUUUAGGUCCUGAUGAUAUGUGGUACUGCCCUGUGUGCAAAGAACAUGGACAGGCUACAAAGAAGUUAGACUUGUGGAAGUUGCCAGAGAUUAUUGUGUUUCACUUGAAACGUUUUUCAUACCGCAGAUACCUUAAAAGAAAACUCGAUACCUUUGUUGAUUUCCCUAUUCACAAUCUUGACUUGAGCAAAUAUGUGAAGAGCAAUGAUGGAAAAUCUUACUUAUACAACCUAUAUGCCAUUAGCAACCAUAAUGGUGGUCUUGGCAGAGGGCACUACACUGCAUAUUCAAAGUUAAUCGAUGAGAAGAGGUGGUACCACUUCGAUGACAGUCACGUUUCCCCGGUCGAUGAAGAAGAGAUCAAGACAUCGGCUGCUUAUUUGCUGUUCUAUCAAAGAGUUGAAAAAUGAAUUGGAAAAAAGCAUCACAAGCCCUCCACCAGAAAUGGAUAUUAUGACUCUGGAUUGUGCUGUUUCAGCUGCGUUCCGGCUGCUACAAGGAAGCUUAACUUUUCAUGGUUCAAGCAUUAAUGAAGGCCAAUCAAAGGGAGAAAUAGAAUAGUUCAAACGAGGAAUUCUACAGUUUGGAGGUACAUAAAAGCGUCCUACAGUUUAGAGGUACAUAAAAGCGUAUAUUCAUCAAUUCUUUGAGAUAAAUUUUGUUGUGUGAUUAGGUAGGUCGUGUAGAUUUGGAGCAAAUCUGCCUCUAGAGGCAAAGUGGUGGCUGCCAUUCAUUUGUUGUUAGCUGUUACCAUGGUGGCUGCUGACCAUUUACUGUUGUUACUGAUUAACUCAAGGAAAUUUUUAGUGUAAUGCAAAACUUAGGCCAACCCUUUCCAUUGUCA
Molecule: messenger RNA, 3367 nt
Organism: Cucurbita moschata (crookneck pumpkin)
Lineage: Eukaryota; Viridiplantae; Streptophyta; Magnoliopsida; Cucurbitales; Cucurbitaceae
Product: ubiquitin carboxyl-terminal hydrolase 9-like
Exons: 13
Coding region: 189-2933 (914 amino acids)
Biological process (GO): protein deubiquitination
Molecular function (GO): cysteine-type deubiquitinase activity
Source: RefSeq, a predicted model, not a curated record